Messenger RNA from Oryzias latipes (Japanese medaka), 1593 nucleotides. It is a transcript of the gene znrd2, whose product is annotated as zinc ribbon domain containing 2. NCBI's taxonomy places the organism in Eukaryota, Metazoa, Chordata, Actinopteri, Beloniformes, Adrianichthyidae. The record is from RefSeq and is a predicted model, not a curated record.
CUCAUCAGCGAAGAGCAAGACGACGGCCCGUGACGUCGCAUACGUCAUCACGCACAGCGUGUAGCACAGAGGCAACAUGGCUUUGAAUGGAGAUGAUGAAGACUAUGAGUGGGAACCUCCAACAGAGGCUGAGAUGAAGGUGAUUCAAGCUCGCAGGGAGCGGCAAGACAAGAUCAGCCGGCUGAUGGGGGAUUACCUUCUGAAAGGCUACAAAAUGCUGGGGGACUGCUGCGAUGCGUGUGGGACUAUUCUUCUUCAGGACAGACAGCAGAAAAACUAUUGUGUCUCCUGUCAGGAGAUGGACUCUGACAUUGACAAGGAUAAUCCAGCUCUGAACGCACAAGCAGCUCUGUCUCAAGUCAGAGAAAGGCAGCUUGCGGCACAGACACCUGAAGUUAAUGACGGUCCCAGCAGCAGCAGCAGCAGCAGCACUCAAGCCAGCGGCUCAGUUCCUCAGCCACGACCAGAGCACUGCGAGGGAGCAGCUGCAGGGGGGCGAACUCCUCUUCCUCCUCCAGCUGUGCCUCCUCCUUCAGCUCCUGUUCCCGCCACACCUCUACCAUCUGCUCGCCCCCCAGCCCCCCCACAGAGCUCCGUCUUCAGCCCGGUGUUGCAAGACGCCGAGGAGGCUGUUCUCACGAAACUUCGCUGGGCCACCGCCCAGCUUCAGAGUUCGGCAUCUCUGGAGGCCAGCAUCCAGCUCUGCAGCCUCAUCAGCAGCUGUGCCAACUCCCUGCGCAGCCUCAAGGAGCUUAGCCAGUAACUCCAGUGGACUGAUGUUAACCACGUAGUGAUAGGAACAGUGUUUCUAUUUGCCUCUCUUUAAAGAGGACUGACUCUGGUUUAGCUUUCCAGUCCGGCCAAACCUUCGCUUCCCGUUGAAGUCAAAACAUCUGCCUGAAAUCGGAUUCAUUCAAAAGUGGGCAAAAAAAAACAAAAACCUAUUGUUUCAUUUCUGUGUGAUUAUCUUAGACAAGUUCAUCGAUUAUUCAUAAAAGGUUUUAAAAUAUCUGACCAGUAAAAUGUGAAUCAGUGAAAUGUUUUAUGUAUUGCGGAGAAAAGCGGACUUGUUUCUACAGUUUGCUGGCUGACGGUCAUCCAUGACUUCUACUAUAUAAAUAGAAAUAAAAUCCAUAUAUUUUUAAUUUUCUUUUGAGUUGUGUUAAAUGUUUCAAAUAUGUCUUCCUCAAAUUAGUGCUGCACCCAAAAUUUGCACGAAAGUCAUUGUUGAAGAAUCUGUGCAGAUGAAAGACAGUCGAACAGGAUGGAAGGACGAGCACCAAAGCAAACUGAUGAAGACGCUGCUUCUUCAGCAGGACUUCCUCCAAAACCCCGUUGGCAUCUUUCCAUCUCACUCUGUCCUGUAUUGGGUUUGACUCAAGUUGUAAAUUAUUUGACUUAAGAAUUUCAGAUAAAUGAGGUUCAGCAAUGCUCAGAUGAGUUUCACGACUUAAUGUUUUAUUUCUUUAGUCGUUAAAGCAUUUGAUUUUACGUCAAUAAACGGCACUUCAUAUGGAAGAAGUCAUGCAGUGUAAAGGGAAUUGGUUUUCUAAAUAUGCCCCAAAAUAAAGCCAGACCUGUUCAAACGCUGAA